This is a messenger RNA of Actinia tenebrosa (Australian red waratah sea anemone), 1126 nucleotides long. Its product is annotated as melanocyte-stimulating hormone receptor-like. Gene Ontology annotation, biological process: G protein-coupled receptor signaling pathway. Gene Ontology annotation, molecular function: G protein-coupled receptor activity. Lineage: Eukaryota; Metazoa; Cnidaria; Anthozoa; Actiniaria; Actiniidae. Gene Ontology annotation, cellular component: membrane. The record is from RefSeq and is a predicted model, not a curated record.
UUAUAACAUCGGCAUUUGAAAAACAUUCAAAACCACAGCCCAGUGAUAGCCCAACUGUAGAGUUUGGCGGCCACGAAAUGAAUCGCACUGAGUUGGUAUCUGAGAAGAAAUGUUUUGGACUGUUUCUUGGACUCGAUGAUCAAGACACAACAGAACAAGUCAUCAAUAUUAUAUUAGCUGUCCUCAACUUCCCCACUUCACUCUUUGCUGUCGUUGAAAACUUCAUCUUGAUUCUGGCCAUCUGGAAGAAUGCUCAUCUGCAUAAGCCUUCGUUCGCCUUGCUUGGUUGUCUUGCCUUUUCCGAUCUUCUUACUGGGCUCGUUUCUCAACCAUGUCUUGUUGCUUAUGGCAUAGCUAAGCAUUACAAGAACUGGACAGCAACAUGCAAUGCCACUAUCUUAAUUAUUUUAUCAAUCGUUGUUUUAUCAGGAGUUUCUGUUUCGACUCUGACAGUCAUAAGCAUAGAUCGAUUCCUUGCUUUACAUUAUCACCUACGUUACGGAGAAAUUGUUACAGUACCGCGCGUUCUGGUGUUGUUUGCAGGAUUCUGGCCAGUAUUCUUGAUUGUCUUGAUUCCUCGAAUUCUUAACGAGCUAAUUAUUUUUACCAUCUUGCUUAGUACAGGAUGCACGAUAUCUUUGAUUAUAAUCCUAGUUUGCUACUGGAAGAUCUACAAAAUUACUGAAAAACAUCGAUCUCAGAUCCAAGAUCUCGAGAGAGCAAUGCAACACGCCAACAGACUGACAAAUGAACAGAUAAAAACAGGGAAAAAAUCUUCUUUUUCAUUUUUCAUUGUGACAGUAAUCUACCUUGGGUUUUCGAUUCCUUACUUGAUAUUUUGCAUCUUAUUCAUAGUUAUAGGCUUUCAUGGUUUUGUCGUCCAGCUCGGGGAAUUAUCCUUUACUAUAAUUACGAUCACUGCCUCUAUCAACCCCGUUGUCUACUGCUGGCGCUUACAAGAACUUCGMGAUGCAGUAAAACKUCAGGUAAAAUUGAUUUUCAAGUGGAAUAGUUCUGAAAGUCUUUCGAGGUAGGGCUAAGUUAAAAAGUAAAAAAAAACAACUUUAUUUGAUGCUGCUAAGACAGAGCGGAAAAACCGGACGCAUGCGCAUUAGAGACUAUUUUC